UGAUUGUGAAAGUGAUAGCAGUUUUUUUUUCUUCACUCAUGAGCGUGUUUUAGGGCAAAUCAAACUCCAGAGGAAGAAGAUUCAUCAAAAAAGAGCGAAAGUUUAAUUUGUGGGGUUUUCUUUACGUUUUUCUUUCUUGAAGAAUCUGAGAAAAAAACAGUAAAUGCAAGAUGAAUAUCUUCAGGUUGACCGGGGAUAUGAGCCAUCUUCUCAGCAUCAUCAUUUUGCUUUUGAAAAUACGCACAAUGAAAUCCUGUUCAGGCAUAUCACUUAAAACGCAAGAGCUUUAUGUUAUUGUGUUUGCUACAAGGUAUCUUGACAUCUUCACAAACUAUAUAUCCUUGUACAACACGAUUAUGAAGCUUGUAUUCCUGGGAACAUCGAUUGGCAUCGUUUGGUACAUGAGGUAUCAUAAAGUGGUUAAACAGACAUACAACAAGGAUCAGGAUACCUUUAGACACUAUUUCCUUGUCCCACCUUGUUUUUUGCUGGCACUUCUGAUCCACCGUGCUUUCACAGUAACUGAGGUGUUAUGGACAUUCUCAUUGUACCUUGAAGCAGUUGCAAUUCUACCUCAGUUAGUGCUGCUACAAAGAUCUAGGAACAUAGACAACUUAACUGGAAACUAUGUCUUUUUUCUUGGGGCAUAUCGAUUGUUAUAUUUGCUCAACUGGAUUUAUCGUUUCUUCACAGAGAGUCACCGGACUCGCUGGAUACCUUGGCUCUCGGGCCUGGUUCAGACUGCUCUCUAUGCUGAUUUCUUUUAUUACUAUCUCAAGAGGUAUGUGGUUUGUGGGUCAUAUGGGAGCCGAAUGUGGUUCAAAAAGAUUCUUGUGUUUUAA
Amborella trichopoda is the source of this 842-nucleotide messenger RNA. The record is from RefSeq and is a predicted model, not a curated record. Lineage: Eukaryota; Viridiplantae; Streptophyta; Magnoliopsida; Amborellales; Amborellaceae.